Messenger RNA from Pelodiscus sinensis (Chinese soft-shelled turtle), 752 nucleotides. The record is from RefSeq and is a predicted model, not a curated record. Lineage: Eukaryota; Metazoa; Chordata; Testudines; Trionychidae.
GGAGACAGGACUGGGGGAGGAAGCACCAGGAAGGGCGGCUUUGCGUAUGGAUGGGGACCGGCUCUGGGAUUCGCAGGGGGUUUCCCAGCCAAAGUGCAGCUGGCUCCUGCCACCGCCGCAUCACCCUGGGUCCCCCAUCAGCCAGGCAGCCCGGCGCCCCUCGGCCUGGUGCAGCGGGCACGUCCCCCUUCAGCCAGGGGAGAGCCACGAUGGAGACACGCAACCGGGAGAUGGAACUUCUGAGCAACAGCAUGGCCGCCUACGCCCACAUCCGAGACAAUCCUGAGAGUUUCGGCCUCUAUUUUGUCCUGGGCGUCUGCUUCGGCCUGGUGUUAACCCUCUGCUUGCUGGUGAUCCGCAUCUCCUGCCAGCCGCACACCCACAGCCUCCCGGCCCAGCCCCGGCGCAGCCUGCGGGACAUCAGCGAGGACGAAGAGGAGGACGAGGAGGACGAGGACACGGUGGACAACGUGGCGGUGGAGUCCCUGCUGCCCAUUACGGAAAUCCCCCUGGAGAACCACAGCCCGGCAGAUGGCCCCUUGACUGUCAAUGUCUUUGCCUCGGCAGAGGAGCUGGAGCGGGCGCAGCGGCUGGAGGAACGGGAGCGUAUCAUCCGGGAGAUCUGGCGCAACGGCCAGCCGGACAUCCUGGGCACGGGCACCGUGGGCAGAGUGCACUACUACUGACCGUAGGCACGGAGCCAGGCUGCCCUAGUGUUCCCCGAGCGAGACGGCAGCGGCAGGCCCCACCCC